CCACAACAUCCUUCCACCCUCAUGCCGAGACUUGAAUUGCUGUUCCAACGUCGAUCGAUACUAUUGUCGGUCUGUCUUGCAUGCAUUCUGCUGAGUUUGCUCGCCCUACUGCCAUACGGCGGAGAAGAAACCAGCCACCACCCAUAUAUCCGCGCUCGCCUUGGGCGACAUGCCUUGAGUCAUGGCGACCCAAGAAUCGGUUCUGAAAAAUCUGGACUCGAUGCGAAGCAGUCGCCAAUUGAGGCCCGCGUGCUGCAUAACAAGAACGGUGUGGUUCAAAGUUUCAACGCUCCCAACAUCACAACGGACGUAACCUCCGCUUCGACCUGGUCGUCGUCCCCGUUCGCGUGUGAUGACUACUUUGCUCGCAACAACGUGCUGCUCGUACUGCACUUCAACCAAGCUUUGCCGCAGCACUACGACCAUGACAAGUACUUUCGAGGUGCGUUCCGAGAUGUCGUCCUAUCCAUUCCGGAGGCCUCCAGCGACCCCCAAUCCAACCAGUUCGUGUGCCCCGAUGGCUACGCGGGAAGAUAUACAUACUACUGUCUCUCAAGCAUCAUGCUGCGCCAUCCGGGAUAUCGUGGCUACCUUUUCGUCCAUUUCGACGUCUUCCUCAAGUUCUGGCAAUUACGCGACAUGCCAUUGGACACCAUUUGGACAAGCCAGUUAUAUCAACACCACAACAACUCAGACUGGGUCCACUGGGGUCGGCCAUGGGGCAUGAAGGCUCUCAACAAGAUGUACGAACGAGCUUCGGGCGAUUGCAGUUCGCGCGCCCACCGAUCCGAAACAUGUCAGCUCAUCGACGUGUGGACGAACAAAGGCGGGUUGGCCAACUUCCGGUUUGGCGGUUUUUCGGAUGUGGCAUACAUUCCCUCGGAGCACGUUCGCAACUUUGUCUGGUUCUCAUCGUACGCCCACUUGGCCAGGCUUUUUGCGGAGAUUACCUUUCCGUUAUUUGCGAGCCUGUCGCAAGAGUCAUUCAAACUGCUCCAUCCUGAGCUACCGGACGGUGCAGCUACCACCCAUAGCGUGCUAAAAGGCGCCAACAACUUGACUCCCAAUGUUGCAGAGUUGGCGACUUGGUUUUACGCGGUUUGCACUUCCGACAGCGUGCACUUUUGCCAUCGCACGGACUUUCGGGUUCCCUCGUUAGCUGCCUUCUACGAUUCAGCCAUGAGUGCAUGCAGCGCGUCUCGCUUCCCAUCGACCUUGGAUCUGGACGUCGAUUACAUGUCGGACUUGAGAGCCCAGCAAUCCUCCGGCAUUCGUUUGGCUGCAUACGGGCUGCUCCUGGUGUGUUCGUUGAUCCUGGGCGCGGGGCUUGUGCGAUUUGUGGCCCGCACCAUUGCAGCAGCUCAGAAGGAUCGCAACACGAAACCAAGCGCCGCUUCAUCCGGGCAUUGCAGUGCCAUUUGAAACGUUCAGGUCUCAAACUCCUGCUUUCGUUAGCUUGCUACUCGUGUUCCGCAUCAGUUCUCUGUCUUGGUAGAGCCAAGAGAUUUGUUAUUUAGUUAUUUUAUUGAACCGCGUUGCCUUUGUUUUUUCAUGUAAAACCCCUUGAUAUCGAAACGACUCUUCUGAAAACGC
This is a messenger RNA of Capsaspora owczarzaki ATCC 30864, 1593 nucleotides long. RefSeq lists its product as hypothetical. The record is from RefSeq and is a predicted model, not a curated record. The coding region runs from base 22 to 1422 and encodes 466 amino acids. Lineage: Eukaryota; Filasterea; Ministeriida; Capsasporidae. The transcript is spliced from 2 exons.